CAAAAUGUUUCCCAAAGUGGAGCUCAGGCACGAGGGCCAGUCCGGGCCAUUGCAGAUACAGAAUGCUACGAAAACGUCGGGAUCCCUAUGCAAACCAUUCACGCAGUCGAAAGUGAUCCGGUUGAGUCUACGUAUGCUAACGUCCCGGACUGCCGCGCAGCAAUCUCGCGAGAUCAGUUGACCUUCCUUCAAGAACUCACGCAGGGCACCUUCGGGAAGGUGCUACUUGCAAGAGCCGUGGGCAUCGAGCAGCGAGGCCUUGUCACCCGCGUGGCUGUCAAAACUGUAAGAGGUGAGAGGCAUGCCAAUACUCAGUACCGUAUAAUGCAGUACCGUGGUAUCGUGGCCUGCGAGUAUGAUCUGCAGGUUGUGGGUUCGAGUCCAGCCUGGGGUUAUGGUGCGUAUGCCCUUGAGCAAGGCGCUUUGUCACUCAUUUCAUCUCCCCAUGGCCACCCAGGAGUCGAUGGGUACGUGUGA
Molecule: messenger RNA, 477 nt
Organism: Patiria miniata (bat star)
Lineage: Eukaryota; Metazoa; Echinodermata; Asteroidea; Valvatida; Asterinidae
Exons: 3
Coding region: 88-477 (129 amino acids)
Source: RefSeq, a predicted model, not a curated record